Penicilliopsis zonata CBS 506.65 is the source of this 1554-nucleotide messenger RNA. RefSeq lists its product as hypothetical. The transcript is spliced from 4 exons. The record is from RefSeq and is a predicted model, not a curated record. The coding region runs from base 1 to 1554 and encodes 517 amino acids. Lineage: Eukaryota; Fungi; Ascomycota; Eurotiomycetes; Eurotiales; Aspergillaceae.
AUGGAAUCGUCGGGCAAUGCAGCGGAGACUGCGAUCUCAGCAUUGAAAGCACGCAAUUUGCCCAUCAAGAGAGACGAGAUUGAGGCCGCGUUCAGCCGUGGGACUACAGAGAGCUACAGCCAUGAUCAAUGGGUCGCUGAGCAUCUGACGGGCGAGACGCUGCUCUCGCAAGAGGAGCUUCAAUUGUAUUCAAAAUUGGAAGCUUCAGGGACUCUCCAGACACUGCUCCAGAACGUGAGUGUCGACGCCGUGCCGGUCUUUCAGGACCGUCAUAUUCAAGACGCGAUCGGCAGUCUGAGAGAUUCGUCGGUAGCGAUCCAGAAGCAGACUGAGACGCUUACGUUGCUGAGCGAUGCGUUGGACAAGAAUCUGCGCGUUGAAUGCGAACGAGGUCAACGCCGGUCAAGGAACACCGUCUCGGUGCGCAAAACGCACGAAUCAGCCAGGCAGGCCAUUGAUGUUGCUUCCGGUCAUUUAUCGCAUGAAUUGGGAACCAAACUGGCAAAUGAAGUAGACACGGCGGCAGCAGAGGGCAAGAAAAUGCUUGCAUCCGUGACAGCGAGGCUCAAAGAAGAUGACCGGACGCUGGCAGCGCUAGAGGAAAGCCUUGCAGUGACCAGGUCAGCAGAAGGAAGUAUUGCUGCCGAGCAGGUCGACGAGCUAUGUUCUGCUCUCGCAGAAUUCCUGGGUGAAGAGAUUCGCGGACGGCUAGACAGACUAUACCUGGAAGCCACACAGGAUAGCAAUUCGGAUGCUGGCCACACCGUCACUGACAUGGAGACGAUUGUUGCUGCCUUGGAAGAGGAGCUGGACUCUUUGUACCCGGAAAUCGAUGUUCUGGCCUCGAUGGCGACCAAGCAGCAGUUCGGCGAGCCUAUCAUCCAGCGCCUUCAGCAGCAGGACUCUCGAAUGCGCCUUGUCUCCCAUCAAAGACUAGAAAGGGGCCUUGAGGCAGUUAUGCAGAUGACGGCUACGAUAGCAGACAUGACUGAACGGCUGGAAGUACGUGAGUCGUCCUACAAGACCACACAGGCGCUUCUCGCCAGCUACCAGUCGGAAAUAGAGGUUCCAAAACCUAAGAACAAACGGUCGCGCAGAGAAACAAUGUUGCGACGGUCGGCCGGGCCAUCUUCAUUGCUCCUCAGCUCUCCCAUGAAGGGUAGCAGCCAUGGCGAAGACAUGCCGGCUCUGGAAAGCCUGCUGCGCCGCCUGGGGAUACCCAGUGAAGCUGCGGUCCAAUCGCAGACACAGCAAGCCGUGCUCAGCGACCAAAAAGCUCAUAUGCUGGACGGCCAGCAUCAUUUUGCAGUCGCCGCAGAUGCGCCACUAGCCGCGGAGCUCCAUGCGACUGAUUGUGCAUCCCAGCUGCUCCACUCCGCUCUCCAUGCGGAUUCGCAAUUCCAAGCGUCGCUGUCGAGCAGGGAUCAAGCUUCACGGCUUGCUGGGCUGGAGAAGGAGCUGGGAACCCUGCGAAGAGGAAUGGAGGGACUGAAACUCGACGCCCUCUACCAGGACGACCGGCAACACGGAAGAUUUAUAGAACGGUGGACGUGA